AUGUUUCUGAGGCUCUGUGCCAAACUCAACUUCUCAAAGAGAGAUCGGCGUGGCCGUGAGAAGGACGAGGAACAGCUCGGUUUAUCUCCGAGCACGAAAAACCACGAUCGCGUCGUAGCAAACGACGACGUUGACGUGUCCUCCACGCCAGAAGCAGAAGCUCUCUCUCCCCCAAGAGCAGACCUCUGGGAAGUGACCGGAGAAAGAUCAGACGAGAAAGAUCGAAUGGCCCUACAUGGCCGUGAGAAGCGUGAUGAACUGUCUGGCCCCCCUCCGAGAACAGGAGACGUUUGCGUCGUAGCAAGUGACGAUGUUACUCCCCAAAGAGCAAAUCUCUGGGAAGUUGCUGGUGGAAAGCUAGACGAGAAUGACCGGAAGGCUCUGGGUUUGGAGCGCCCCCUCCUUAUCACGGAUGCUAUCGAAGGUGUGAUCAAGUCCACCGAAGAAAAAUACCGUGAGUACCAGGAAGGCGGGCUCAAGAUUCGCAAGCGCGAUGGUGGGCAUAUCAACGUCCGCGAUUCCGCGAAAAACAUUAUUCUCCAUGCAUUGCAGGCGCAGGAUCUUGUCACCAAAUUGGUCUCCUUUGAUCCGACUGGUCAUGCAUCAAGUGCAUGGUCAGUUGUUUCGAUCGGGCUUUCAAUAAUAAAAAACGACAUUGAACGCCGGGAUGAAAUUCUCCACGCAGCCGAGUAUCUAGCCGGCAUUCUUUCCUACUAUGCGAUCGUUGACAAUCAUUAUCGAGAAAGGAAAGUGGAAAGCGAUCGAGAAUUGGAAGACGCUCUGAUUGAAGUCUACAUUGCCGUUCUUCAGUACGCGGCAGAGGUGAAAAAGGCAGAACAAGAAAGCAACGCUGCUCGUAUAUUGAAAAGCGUCACGGCCCUUGUCCAACAGCCGUUCAAGGAACUCAAGGGAACUGUGGAGAAGAAAGAGCAGGCUGUUCAAAAGUGGGCAAAUGUUACGGAAGCUCUAGACCACAGAAGACAAGCAGAAAGCAUGCUCGACGGAAUUGACGAGGCGGUUGAAAGGCUAAAGAUUAUCCAAUCGCACACUAGAAGCUUGCAAGACCGAGAGAUUCUCAACUGGUUAUCCAUGGCAUCCUAUUCAGAUCCUCAAAAUAACGCUCGAGGCCACCGCGCAUCAGACACGGGUAACUGGUUUCUCAAUUUGCCCGAGUAUAAAGAGUGGAAGAUCACACCUGGAAAGAUCUGUUGGCUUUAUGGAGCAGUCGGCUGCGGAAAGUCGGUUCUUUGUUCUACAAUUAUCCAGGAUAUCGAGGAAUUCUGCAAUUCUGAUCCAUCAAGAAAAUUUGCCUACUGGUACUUUCAAUUCAGCAAUGACGAAACACAGAAGGUGUACAACAUGAUUCGGUCCAUACUGCGACAACUCAUGCCACGAACACUUCCUUCAUCUAUAAUAAAUCUCUGGGAAGAACAUAGCUCUCGGGGCAGUAAGCCACAACAGCAAAAAUUCGCAGACAUUCUGGACGUCGUCUUGGAAUCUUCCCAGGGCGAGGUUUUUCUCAUCUUAGAUGCACUUGAUGAGUGUCCAGCGACUGGAGACGACGGACGAAGCUCGCUUUUGCAGUUUAUCGAAGAAAUGCUAGAAAAACAUCAAAGCAAAAUGCACAUUCUCGCCACUAGUCGACCAGAGCCUGAUAUACGCUCAAGACUAGAACGAUAUCAAAGCGUGGAUCUGGAGAUUGGACUGGGGCAAGAUGUGGAAACUUUCGUCCGUGCUCAAGUUGCUCAUGGCAGGUUGCGCGAAUGGGGCGAGUCGGUCAGAAAGAGGACUCUAGAGAGAUUGCUUGAUAUCCCGGAACGGCGCUUUCGCUGGGCUGAUUUGCAAAUAAAGCGGCUACAAGAGUCCAAGACUGAGGCUGCAUUUCAUAAGGCUCUUGAUACCAUUCCAGCCACACUCGAGGAUACCUAUAAAGAUGCCCUUGAGCGGCUGUCGCCAGAGGAUCGGGAGGUGGCUCGCACGAUAUUGAUUUGGCUCAGUUUUUCUGCCGUCCCGCUAGAUUUGAAGACUGUCGCGGCUGUUGUGUCUUUUCGUUUCCCAGCAGAUGUUGUAACAACCUGCACUACUUCUCUAGUCACUGUGAGCAUGUCUGAUGAUACAGUGAGACUGGCUCAUUUUUCUGUGAAGGAAUUUCUGGUACACAACGAAGUUGAGGGUCACUGGUAUCAGUUCUCGGUCACAUAUGGCCAUGAGGCCAUAGCUAAUAGAGCGGUCGACUGUCUGCUUGAGGCUACCGAGGUUCUAACAAAGACCACUGCCGCGCAACAGCCACUACUGAUCUACACCGCACGAUACUGGCACCAUCACCUGGCACAAUUAGGAAAUCUCCACACCAGUUGUAUUAAUCUCCAGGAAAAGGUUGACCGCCUGUUCACCGAACGCAAUGUCUAUUUUAACUGGAUGCGCUCCUAUUAUUCCAAGUGGCUUAAUGAAAUAUGGCAUCAAUCUUUCGAGGAGCUGCAAUCGCCUCUGAGCUCUGCAUCAGAAAGAGGACUAAAAUCAACGGUUGAGUUAUUGCUUGCAAAAGGUGCCGAUCCUAUGAGAUCAUCUCUUUAUGGACAGGGCGACAAUGCAUUGCUAAAAGCCGCAAAGAAAGGUCACCUGGAGGUCCUACAGUUGUUGUUGAAUAGGGUGGAUGAGAUACCGCGAAGUGUGACUAAGCACAUGCUGAUGAUUAUUCGCGCCACCGAGUCCGACAAAGAGAAGUUAACAAUGAUUUUGGACCUGCUUUGA
Aspergillus tubingensis is the source of this 2751-nucleotide messenger RNA. Its product is annotated as protein kinase domain family protein. The coding region runs from base 1 to 2751 and encodes 916 amino acids. Gene Ontology annotation, molecular function: protein binding. The record is from RefSeq and is a predicted model, not a curated record. The transcript is spliced from 7 exons. Lineage: Eukaryota; Fungi; Ascomycota; Eurotiomycetes; Eurotiales; Aspergillaceae.